Effrenium voratum is the source of this 606-nucleotide messenger RNA. NCBI's taxonomy places the organism in Eukaryota, Dinophyceae, Suessiales, Symbiodiniaceae. The record is from the annotation of a GenBank genome assembly.
AUGCACGGAUUCUCGGUGGUGGAUGCCGCCGUUGCCUCGGCCCCGGCCGAAAAAGAGGAGCAACUUGGGUUCUCGGAGGUUGGCUCCGACGUGAGCACCGUGGACACCGACGAUGACACCGAGGAGAUCAACGUUCAUGCGUGGGGCUCGGUCGGGCGCAAGAUCUUUCACACCCUGGCGGACUUAAGUGACGACGAGUUCGAGGUCGAGCCGCCGAUUGACGUCAAGUCUUGGAGUGCUGUGGGAGCCCGUAUCCGCCAGUCCCUUGUGGACUUGGAUGAGGCCGGUCCUGUGAGCUAUAAGAAGGAGCUGGCCAAAAAGACGCAGAGGCGAGUAGAGGAUCAAUCCUACUUCCCUCACCUUAACCACGAGCAGCAGCAGCACAUGAAGGAUCUCUGGAAGAAGUUCCGCGUCCAGUGCUACGAUUACUGGAUGGAGGAGGUGGAGAACGAGAAGCUCAUGCACGCGCACGGGGUCCUAAAGGAGGUGGUGGCCCGGUGCACGCUGAGCUUCCGAGAGAGGAGCAGCCACGUGAAGGACGCCGCGGUUUGCCACGAAGAGAUCCUCAUGGCCUAUCGGCACUGCAAGCGGCUGCGAACGGAGUGA